Molecule: messenger RNA, 1077 nt
Organism: Aureobasidium melanogenum CBS 110374
Lineage: Eukaryota; Fungi; Ascomycota; Dothideomycetes; Dothideales; Saccotheciaceae
Product: GroES-like protein
Exons: 2
Coding region: 1-1077 (358 amino acids)
Molecular function (GO): oxidoreductase activity, acting on NAD(P)H
Source: RefSeq, a predicted model, not a curated record
AUGAAAGAAGCUCACGUCGACGCUGACACCAAUGUCACACUUCACGAUGUACCAAUACCAGAACUGAACGAUCCACACCAGAUUCUGAUCAAAGUCAUUGUAGCAGGAUGCAAUCCAAAGGACUGGAAAAUGCCUGCCGGAAUGCUUGUCACAAUUGGUUUAUGUGACAACAGCGGCGAUGAUGUAGCAGGCAUCGUCUAUGCUGUUGGCUCUGAUGUCCGUGAGUUCCGACCUGGCGAUCGCGUUGCCGCACUACAUCAACUCGGUGCUCCGCACGGAACGUACGCUGAAAUGGCCCUCGUCUGGGAUCAUACGACUUUCCAUAUUGGCGACCGUUCGUUCGAAGAAGCCGCUGCAAUGCCAAUGGCAUAUUAUAUGGCAUCUAUCGGCCUUUUCGGGAUGUUAAGAUUGCCGAUGAUGUGGCAACGUCCUCAUGGUGAAGAGAGAUCAAUGCCGCUGGUCAUAUACGGCGCCUCGGGAGCGGUGGGCUCUGCUGCGGUCCAGCUCGCUAUGAAUGCAGGCUUCCAUCCUUUGGUUUGUAUUGCGGGAGGAUCGGGACCGUCUGUGGUGCAGCCGCUCAUCGAUAGCAGCAAAGGUGAUGUGGUUCUGGACUACCGAGAGGGAUCCGAAAGGCUCGUCGAGAACAUGAAAGCUGCUCUUGGCAGGCAUGAGCUACAUCACGCCUUCGACUGUGUGAGCGAGAAGGGGUCUUCAGCAAAUAUAUGCCGCGUGCUUCAGCCAGGAGGACAGAUAAGUCUGGUCUUGCCAUCACGUGUAAGAGACGUCCCGUCCGGCUUCGAGGUUACCACGACCAUGGCUGGCAAUCUUUGGCCCGGCUUCAAGAACAAAAGUGACACGCAUGGAGCGAUGAGUUUGGCAGGAGGGAUAGAGUUUGGACAUUGUUACUCCAGGCUGCUUGGCUAUUGGUUCAGUGAGAGGAAGUUACGCGUUCAUAGUCCUGAGGUGGUCGAAGGUGGCCUGCUCGGGGUAGAGAAGGCACUGAAGGAUCUCAGGGAGGGAAGGAAUCAUGGAGUCAAGUACGUCGUUCGCGUCCGAGACACGCCUGGGCUGGAGUGA